This is a messenger RNA of Fusarium mangiferae, 927 nucleotides long. RefSeq names its product related to nucleoside-diphosphate-sugar epimerases. Lineage: Eukaryota; Fungi; Ascomycota; Sordariomycetes; Hypocreales; Nectriaceae. Bases 1 to 927 code for a protein of 308 amino acids. The record is from RefSeq and is a predicted model, not a curated record. The transcript has a single exon.
AUGUCCCGGAAUAUACUUGUCACUGGCGCCACAGGCAAGCAAGGCGGCGCCGUUGUCCAGGCCUUACUCAAUCGCUAUCCCUCCAAGUUCACCAUCCUCGCCGUCACGCGCAAUGCGCAGUCCCCGACUGCCCUUCGCUUGGCCCAGAAGUCUUCUUCCGUCAAGGUCGUUGAGGGUGAUCUCGACAACGUAUCGAGUCUCUUCAAAGCCACUGAGAAGGUCGCCUCAGGGCCGAUUUGGGGUGUCUUUUCUGUCCAAGCUGUUGUGGGCAACGGAGCGACUUCCGAGACCGAGUUGAGACAAGGCAAGGGGCUGAUCGAUGAAUCAAUCAAGCACAACGUGCGACAGUUUGUCUACUCGAGUGUCGACCGCGGUGGCAACGAUUACUCGUGGAACAACCCGACCAAUAUCCCGCAUUUCCAGGUCAAGAACCAGAUCGAAAAGUACCUUCGGGAUCAAACCGCAAAUGGCAAAAACAGCAUGGGUUGGACGAUCCUGCGACCUGUCAUCUUCUUUGACAACAUUGCGCCUGGUUUUGAGGCCAAGGUCUUUAUGACCAGUUACCGCGACGUAAUGAAGGAUAAACCGCUGCAAUGGAUCGCCACUUCAGAUAUCGGCGUCUUUGCAGCCGAGGUUUUUAACGACCACGAGCGUUUCGCAAAGAAAGCAAUUGGUAUCGCUGGAGAAGAGCUCACAUUCAGUGAUAUGAAUCUGGUCUUUAAACAGGUCACAGGCCAUGGCAUCGGAACGACGUUUCGCGUGCUGGGCAAAGCGUUGAAAGCUGGAGUAAAGGAGGUUGGCACUAUGUUGGAUUGUUUCAAGGCAGAAGGAUAUAACGCCGAUAUUCAGUUGGCCAAAAGUAUUCACCCUAAUGUGAAGGGGUUCCGGGAGUGGCUGAAGCAGGAUAGUGCUUUUACCCAACGCUGA